Molecule: messenger RNA, 4173 nt
Organism: Nothobranchius furzeri (turquoise killifish)
Lineage: Eukaryota; Metazoa; Chordata; Actinopteri; Cyprinodontiformes; Nothobranchiidae
Gene: palm1b
Product: paralemmin 1b
Biological process (GO): regulation of cell shape
Cellular component (GO): membrane
Source: RefSeq, a predicted model, not a curated record
GUCGCCCGUCAGGUUUCCACCUUUACACCAGAGGGGCCGAGUCCUACCGCGCGCCGCUAGUCGCUCGCGAGGAGGCCUUUUAAUUGACGCGCGAGCGGCCAGCCGCAUCUCAGUUGUAGCAGGAAAACAAGGGGGGGUGCGAGGAGGUGGAGGAGAGGAAGAAGGGGUGUUAGGGUGCUCUGAAUUCCAGAAAGGCGUGAGGAGGACGUCUGCAUCGGGAAGCAAAACAAGGGAUCUGAGAUGGCUGAGGUGUCACAAGAGGAGAGACUCCAGGUCAUCGCUGAGAAAAGGAAGAAGCAGACAGAGAUUGAAAACAAGAGGAGGCAGCUGGACGAUGAUCGACGACAACUCCAGCAUCUGAAGUCAAAGGCCUUGAGAGAGCGCUGGUUGUUAGACGGAGCUCCGGCAGAAGAGGAGACACAGAGGCGUCUGCAGGAGGACGAGAUGAAGACCAAACUUCUGGAGCAAGUCAUCCUCAGGCUGGAGCAAGAGAUUGAAGAACUGGAAACAGGCGUGCCUGUCAAUAAAGGUGUGGCCAAAGAAAAUGGUGAGAAUGGAGUAGUGCAGACCCCUAAGAAGGAGGUGACAGGGGUCGAAGCCAAGCUGCUGGGUCCCAGUCCGGAGCAAGCCAGUGAAGAAAACCCAGUCACUCUGGUCUUCAUGGGUUACAAGACAGUGGAGGACGAGAAGGAGACCCACACGGCCCUGGGGAUGGAAGGGGUGGACGGCAACGUGAAGGCUGAGUUUGUGGUGAUUGAAGACGGCGAGGGAAAAGUGGGAGACGCGGCCACAGGAGAGCAGGCUCCUCCCAACGGCAGCAUGGCGGAGAAGGAGAAGGCCGACGGAGGUGAAGAGAAAGAGAAGGAAAAUGAGAAGAAACAGACCUGCAAAUGCUGCACGGUCAUGUGAGCUGUUUGUCAUCUGUGUGUGUGAGACUGUGAAUGAGUGAAUACACACCUGUGCUCGUGCAGCGCGGUGUGCCGUUGCAUGAGUCUGUGUCGUGUGUAACUUUGUGUUUGUGUGGAGGUGUGUGUCAGGACUGAUCAACCAGAGCAGAAGUACAGUUACACAGUCGUUACCCCAACAACGAGAGCCUCUCCGAGCUCCUGCAACAAGAACCACAAAGACUCAUCAGUACACUUCCUACUAUAUUUACUUUCUCUGUAUUUGACUUUGAUUUCUAUCAAUAUUUUUCUAUUUUUCUGUCUUGACAUUUAUAUUGUAGCCUAUCCAGUGUGUAUAUCUUUAUUAUGGGACUGUGUACUGUUUGUUCAUUGUUAGUGUUGGUUGGAGAAAAAUAUGUAUUAGCACUCUAGAUUGUUCUGCUACCCAGUGAGGAAAAUCUGGAAACUUUAAAUUCUUUAAAUCCAAACUAUGAAGGACACAGAUGCUUAAAUAUAAAAAUAUAUUUCUGUGUGUAGGCCUACCAACUAUUUAUCGGUCAAUUUCAUAUUGCAAUAUUGUCUAAGAUAUUAUUUUGAAUAGUAUUUUAAUAUAUUGAUAUGAAAUUAUGUUUUAUACAAUGUAUUUAUUGUUUUUUUUGUUUCUUUAUGUCGUCUCAAACCUUUCACUGCAUGUAAGCUUGUAAAAGCACCAUCAGAUUUACACUCACGACGCAGCGUUUGUGUUUUCUUAGACUCAUGCGCUCAUAUCUCCGGUCACACACAUCGUUCUGUCUAUAGUGGUGAAAUUAAAGCAGUGUCAGAGUAUCUCAUUAUGUUUAAAAAAACACACACGGCAACAAGGCGACUAAAUCAUCAGUCAUGUUGCAAAUAUUAGUUUAACAACUAGUGUGGCACGUCUAUAUAAAGAUCGCUGCUUUUGUGUUUGCUGAACACGUUUUAUGAUCUUUGGAUUCUUGAAUCACGCCGUCGUUGGAAAGGCUCGAUUAAAUCUGUUUUUUAAACAAUAGGAUCUAUGUAAAUCUUAAUGAGGUAGCACUGCAUGAAGCCUUUGCAGCUUUCAUCACUGGUUCACUCUUUAUUAUUAUUAUUAUGUGCUCUCAUGUUCAUGUGAAUGUAAAUCCAGGGGUUAAAUUGGGACGUAUUCCUCCUUUAUGAGAAGGUGUUUGGCUCAUACUGAGGAAAACACUUUAAAACGUUUUGUUGUUUUAUGAAUCAAAUAAAACAAAAAGAUACUGUCAUUUCAUUGUGUUUUUUUUUUUUUUGGGUUGUUGGUGCUUUCUAAUCUUGCUCACUCCCAGUUUAACCCCUGAUGUUCUGUGUGUGAACCUUGGCCCAGUCACACUUAUGUUGUACAAAAAUAAACAGAAGCCUUUUAAAAGACUUUUUGCUAACAAUCAAUCUUCCCAGCCUUAAAAACAUCAAUCUAAAUGUGUUUUUGUAUUAUUUUGAAGGUGUGAUUAUGUUUAGAAAUUAUAAAUAAUACUUAUUUAUAGACAACCUGAAUUUCAGAGAAGUAGUUUAAAACUUACAAGACAGGUUAGCUUCUGGCUAGUCUGAGUGCAGUUAAGACUAAAAUGUGUGACUGACAUCUUUAAAAACGGCUCUAAACUACAAAAAUUAAUAGCAGAUUAAACUGAGUAUUAAAAAGAUUAUGUCAGUUUUGCAUUACCUCAUUUGGGCAAAAAAAAUCAGAAAUUCCUGUUUUACCUUCUAUUUGAUGUUUUCAUUUGACUGACACAAAGCAUAUAGAUGAACGUACAUAAUAACGUAAAUAUGCUGGAACUAGCAAAAAGCUAGUCUCCAAAAACCUUGGCCCCUGGAUGCAUCAGAAAAGUUAUUUAGCUGUUGUUGUUAUUUAUUCUUGUAAAUAAUCAUAAACAUUUUUAUGUAAAUAACUAUAAUAUGAUACUGGUAGUGGUGGUGUUAAAGGUGCCUAUAGCUGAGCUGCUGUAAAGUUUAGAGGUUUUGAGCUGUUUUAAAACAGCAGCGGUUCACUUUGGUCUUUGCCGUGCUUGGACUAGCCGUUAGCCCAUCAGUUCAGUCCUGUUGGAUGUAAACUAUCACAACAAAAGCUGUCCACUGAUUUAUAACAGUUGCACAGAUACUCUCACACAAAAUAAUUUGUAAUGAUUCAAUUGUGCUCAGGUUCCUACACUUUUCUCUUUUUUUUUUCAUUAUAAGUUCAAAUCCUUGAUGAAAAUUCAGCCUGAUCUUUAAACCGAACUUGUUCUCCGUCAUUUGAAAUUCACAGACCCGUGACAAAAUACAGUCUAGGUCCAAGCCUUUUCCAUCCUCACUCAUUCACCAAUUUUAUUCAUCAUCCCAGUCAAACGGUGCUCUCUACAACACCUGCUGUCUGAAAACUCCUGAUGUUGGUGCUAAUGCAAAGCUCUCCAUCCACCAACCGCUGUUUCCUCUGUUCGGCUCAGAUUUGCUGGUGAGGCGUGCACAUCCUGCAGCCUCCUAUAAUUAUUCUUGCUGGAUAAAAGAAGCUCUCGCUGCCUUCAGUGCCAGAUGCAAGUCCUGCCUGCGUUUUUUUACACCAUCAGAGCGAUCCCUUCUUACAUUCCAAAAGGAGGUCAGCAGGUUUGGAUGGCAAAAAAAGCAUGCAGUCUGCGCUUUCCAUGUGUACAGAUUUAUUGUAAUUGUACAAAUGUGUUUUUGAUGGUGACUCUUGUUUUCUUCACAUGGCCUCGUUGCAAAGGCUGUAUAUUACGGUUCACAUAUGAGUUUUGUUGUCUUUAUUUUAAUUUAGUUUAAUUCUUUAGACAACGUUUUGUUUUUGUUUUUUCGUUCUGUGCUCCUUGUUUUGAGGAUCCCCUGCAAACACUGCCUUCUACUCUGAAGGAGCACUACACAAAAUUAUCUGUCACUUUUUAUUAACAACCAAAUAAAUAAAUGCAGCUUGAAUGACGGGUAGCAUGCGGACUACUGUUUGUAUCCUGUACUUUUUUAUUUCUAAAGUUUUGUUUUUAUCUCCACAUCUAUAAUAACAACCAACUUCAUCCAAAGUUCAACAUUUUUGAAGGGAUGCAACCUUUAUGCAGCAGUUUUAACUGGCAGUCUAUGUAUAUUGUGUCUAGAUCCAUACAUUCAUCUGUAUACAUGAGGAAUAUGUGUAAAUUUAAUGGGCAGAGGCUUUGCUUCAUAGGUAAUCUUUGGCAUAGCAGUGGGACAAUGCAAAUUGUGCUAGACCGAUGCCUGUUCAUCUAUUCUGUGGUCAUCUAAAUGUUUAAUCUUGAAUAAAAGUGCUUUUUGUUCUCAGCAA